GUUUGUUUGAACCAAUGCCUAACGCCAAUUUGUUUUUUAUUGCAUCCUCGUACUUGACACGGGAUGAGUAAGGGUGAUGUUGGUGCUGCAGAUGGUCAGCAACAAGUCGAAGAUGAAUACCUUAAAGAAUUUGUGGACUUAAGCCCAUCAGGAGAUCGUGGUGUUCUCAAGAAGAUCGUACGAGAGGGCAAUUGUGAAGUCCAGCCAUGUGACGGAGAUACCGUAAUAGUACACUACGUCGGCACCUACUACGGUGGUGAUGAGAAUGGCAAGGUCUUCGACUCUAGCAGAGAACGAAAUGAGAAGUUCGAGUUUACUAUUGGAAAGGGUGAUGUAAUCAAGGCGUGGGACAUCGGUGUUGCUACAAUGAAGUUGGGAGAAGUUUGUGAGUUGAUUGCUGCCCCUGAGUAUGCAUACAUGGAUGGGAAAGCACUAAAGUUCGAGGUGGAGCUCUUCGAUACUUUGGGCUCUGAUGUCAGUAAAAACAAAGAUGGUAGUGUUCGGAAGUCUACUAUCAGAAAAGGGAUAGAUAUUCACAACCCCAUUGCUGGCGCUGAGGCCACAAUUCUCUUUCGUAAUUUAACAGAGAUGACAGAGGAUGUUGAGGUUACCUACUGUGUGGGUGAUCCCACCCCAGAAGUACCAGAAGAGUUGGAUCUGGCUAUUCGUCAUAUGAACACAGAUGAACUCAGUCGAGUUAUCUUUUGCAAAGACAAGAGCUCAAUUCUCUCUGGGGAUUCAAACAAGAAUCGGGUGGUUUAUCAACUGACACUGAAAUCUUUUGAAAAGACGAAACACCUCUCCGGCAUUUCGUCCUUCCCAGAGCAGAUGGAAUAUGCCAACACAUUGAAGGAAAAGGCUAACAGUUUCCUAAAGGAAUCUAAAUAUGAUCCAGCUAUUGAGUUGUAUAAACGUUUGGAUGACGAACUGCAGUACAUAGUGGCGAGUGGUCCCGACCAACUUAAGUUAUCUGAAAUUGUUGCCGCCGUCAGACUGAACUCAGCUUUGGCAUAUCUAAAACUUGGAAAGCCAGAUAAGUGCAUUGAGUUCUGCAAGAAAGUGCUUGACACUUCUCCUGGUAACGAAAAGGCUUUGUUCAGAAUGGGUCAGGCACACAUAUUACGUAGAGACCAUGAGGAAGCAGCUGUCUACUUCAAGAUGGUUGUAAAGAGAAAUCCUAGUAACUCCUCUGCAGUAAAACAGCUUCAGCUUUGUGAACAGGUGGUCAAGAAAGCCAAAGAUACAGAGCGGAGAAUGCUCCGAGGUGUUUUCGAGCGCUGUAAAGAAACUGGGUUGGGUGGUGCUGGCGAUUAUGAAAAUGGUGCUAUUUCUGUGGAUGAAAAGUCAGCUGUAUAGUGGGAUUCGCACGCUGAACUGACUGGUUGGCAAUCCUUUAUUACGUAUAUGUUACUCAGUUGGUACCUACUCAAUUUCAGAGUUAUAAAUAAACGUGAAGUUU
This is a messenger RNA of Heterobilharzia americana, 1459 nucleotides long. NCBI's taxonomy places the organism in Eukaryota, Metazoa, Platyhelminthes, Trematoda, Strigeidida, Schistosomatidae. The record is from the annotation of a GenBank genome assembly.